Messenger RNA from Wyeomyia smithii (pitcher-plant mosquito), 2064 nucleotides. RefSeq lists its product as uncharacterized. The record is from RefSeq and is a predicted model, not a curated record. NCBI's taxonomy places the organism in Eukaryota, Metazoa, Arthropoda, Insecta, Diptera, Culicidae. Gene Ontology annotation, biological process: proteolysis. Bases 1 to 2064 code for a protein of 687 amino acids. The transcript has 3 exons. Gene Ontology annotation, molecular function: aspartic-type endopeptidase activity.
AUGGGGGGUAUGGAACUACAGGGUGUUUUUUACGGCAUACCCGGAGUGAACGCCACCGACGAUUGCGAUCCGUACGAAAAAGCCAAAACCAAACUCAACGAGCACUUUUCGCCUAAACAACACGAUUGUUUCGAGAGAUUCCAAUUUUGGACAAUGUCUUUAGAUAAGGAUGAACCGCUCGAAAACUUUCUGUUGAGGAUUCAACAAAAAGCCGAGAAGUGUACUUUUGGUACAAAUGAACUAGAGUGUCGUCAGAAUGCUAUUAUUGAUAAGGUUAUUCAAAAUGCACCAGAAGACCUUCGUCGAAAACUUCUCGAGAAGCAACAGCUAACUCUUGACAAUGUUACGAAAAUGGUCAAUGCCUUCCAAUCAAUUAAACAACAAGCCUCGCAAAUGGCACCUAAUCGGUCAAACAUUCAUACCGAAGUUAAUCGAACAAUUGUCAGGAAAAACAACUUUCCAUUUUACAAGGACACUGGAAUACCAGCAUUCAAGGCAAGAUGUCACUGUUGCGGUAGACUUAAACAUCGGGAAGGAGAGAUAUGCCCAGCUGAAGAUAAAACAUGCCACCGAUGUCGACGUACUGGACAUUUCCGUACAAUGUGUAAAACUCAUUUGGAAAGAGAACCGGAGAGACGACAAGAACGACAGAAGCGAAGACACUCACCAGCUAGAGCUGGAUCAGGGUAUCAACCAAACUAUUCUAAACGAUACAGAAAUGUAAGAAAUGUCGAGGUUCACGCGGGAGAUGUGGUCAAAGAAGAAGAGCUUCCUGUGUACAAGAUAUCUGAUGAUGGUGAUGAAUAUGUCACAUGUCGGGUAGGAGGGGUAGAAAUCGAGAUGCUUAUAGACUCUGGAUCUACCUACAAUCUAAUCGAUGAUAGCACGUGGGAGCUUUUGAAGCUCAGAGAUGUUGACCUUCAUUCACAACGAUUUGAUUCUUCCAAGCGGUUUCUUGCGUAUGGCAAAGUGCCGUUAAAAUUGCUCACUGUUUUUGAUACGGUUCUCGAAAUCGAUGACGGGGCUAAAACGAUCUCAACUACGACGACAUUCUACGUGAUAGAACGAGGCCAACAACCACUUUUGGGAAAACUCACGACACGCAAAUUAGGUCUGCUUCGCAUUGGAUUACCAAGCGCACUCCAGGAAGACGUAAAUCGGGUAGCCGAAGUAAAAAUCUUUCCAAAAAUUAAAGAUUUUCACCUGGUACUUCCCAUCGAUCGAGGUGUUCCACCGGUGAUCCAGCCUCUUCGGCGCUGCCCAAUUCCCAUCCUUAGCCAAGUGAAAGCUAAGUUAAAUGAAUUGUUGGCUAUGGGAAUUAUCGAACGUGUAAUGAAGCCCACAUCUUGGGUUUCUCCGCUGGUACCGACUAUGAAGGAUAACGAGCUCGCUGAAGAAAGUCGGGACAUUACCACGUUCGUAACGAAUUGGGGCCUGUUUCGGUACACACGUCUUUUGUUUGGGGUGAACUAUGCACCACAGUUUUUCCAGCAUCUCAUGGAAAGCAUCCUGUCAGACUGUCGUAACACAGUGGUGUUUAUCAAUGAUAUCCUAAUCUGGGGUGCCUUCGAAGCAGAGCACGACGAAGCGGUGAAAAAAACCUUGUCGGUACUAGCCUCUCAUGGUCUGUCACUCAACAUCAAUAAGUGCAAGUUCAAAAAACAGCAGAUCGAAUUUCUUGGACAUAAUUCAUCUCCGGAUGGAGUCUUGCCUUCGGAAGCUAAGAUAACUGCAAUGUCGAGCACCACGAAACAAGGAGGAACUACGCAGUUUCCUGGGCCUUUGUCCAACCAGUUUCAGUGGCAUCCUGACCAUGAAAAGUCGUUCGAAGCACUCAAACGGCAGCUUGGCCACGUUGAUCACCUGGGUUACUAUGAUCCAAAAGACUAUACCAUUUUGGUAACUGAUGCUUCAGGAGUUGGUCUCGGUGCCGUGCUGGUACAAAUAAAGAACCAUCAAACCCGAAUUAUAAGCUACGCAUCUCGCAGUUUGUCAGAGACAGAGCGUCGUUAUCCACCAAUAGAAAAAGAGGCCCUAGCAAUCGUGUGGGGUGUUUUGAUAUAG